CUAAUUAACGCGUAUUAAUAACUGAUAGCAAUAAAUUGCUUUUAUGCAUGAGCAGAAGAAAAAGUUCUCCACUGUUUAGAAUAAGCCCAAUUUAGAUUUCUUGUUAGACAAGUACGAGUGUAGUAGUUUAAAAUUAACAUACUGUUUUAGAUUUAAUAAAAUAAGCAAAAAGUUAUUAUUAAAACUCUAAGCUUAUUACCGUUAUUUGUUAAGAUUUAUGCAAAUGCAAUCUGAUGAGCACGAUAAGAAACUCUUUUAAACUUCGCGCAUGAUGUGGCUUCCUGUAGGUAAAAGAAUGUUCAUGAUCGGAUUAGUAUUUCUGAAGAUUACUCCUACAAAUUUACAAAGUUAGAAACUUUACUUCUAUAGUAAAGUUUAUAUAAGAUAUGACAAUAGAAAUAAUAGAAUACGCUGACCAGAGAAAGCUUGAACCUCAUUACCAUCUUGUAAACGAAGAUAUCCUGAUAUUUUCAGACCGGAACUCUCAGCGACCAGUCCUCCAACGAGAGUGUGGGCGGUGGCAGUGCCGGCUCCGACACGAGUAAUGCAGCGGAGCCGUCAGCGGAUCAACUCGCGAUGGAAUCUGCGGAGCGAGAGACCCCUAGCCAUGCAUACAGCGGUCCACCACCACCAGCUCCACCUCCACACAACAGGAGACAGAAUCCGCCGCACCAUCAGCCUCAUCACCCUUUAGGCAUGCCACGGAUUCCUAAUCAUCACACCAUCCACUCCAAACCUUUUGCGCUUGGACCGCCUGUAAAUCAUCACAAAAACGACAUUGGACCUGGUUUUCGUGGACCUCCGCCGCCACCUGCUCCUCCUGCUGAUACCCAGACUUCUGCUAGCGACAAAGUAUUCAGCGGAGCCGGCGAUGUCUGGCCGGCACCUGCACCUGAUAUGCCUAAAAUCGUUUCACUAGACGUGAAAUGCGAAAAAAACGCUAUGCGAGUCUUUUUAAGCUUUGACAAACCGUUUUUUGGCAUAGUAUUCUCUAAGGGACAUUAUUCGAAUCAUCAAUGUGUCCAUCUACCACCAAACUUAGGUCGAUCGUCUGCUUCUUUUGAAAUCGGAGCUCAUGCUUGCGGCACAGCUGGUAGUGGCGACCCCAGAUAUAGAGGGGAUGUUGCUGCAGCUGGCACAUAUUUCGAAAACGUCAUAGUUAUACAAUACGAUCCACAAGUGCAAGAAGUUUGGGAUCAAGCUCGUAAGCUACGUUGCACUUGGCAUGACCAGUACGAAAAAGCGGUCACGUUUAGGCCGUUCCCUGUUGAUAUGCUAGAUGUUGUGCGUGCUGACUUCGCUGGUGAUAAUGUGGGUUGCUGGAUGCAGAUUCAAGUCGGUAAAGGACCUUGGGCUUCUGAAGUAUCUGGAUUAGUAAAGAUCGGGCAAACAAUGACAAUGGUGCUGGCGAUCAAAGACGAUGAUGCGAAAUUCGAUAUGCUCGUCCGUGAUUGUGUGGCACAUGAUGGUCAACGCGCACCUAUACAAUUAGUCGAUAGGCGAGGCUGUGUAACCAGACCAAAACUGAUGUCAAGAUUCACAAAAAUCAAAAACUUCGGUGCUAGUGCCAGCGUUUUGUCUUACGCACAUUUCCAAGCUUUUAAAUUCCCAGAUUCAAUGGAAGUGCACUUCCAAUGUACGAUUCAAAUUUGCAGAUACAGAUGUCCAGAACAAUGUUCAGAUGGAGGCCACAAUGUUAUCGCACCUCAUGCCGAAUAUGGGCCACCUCAAUUGGACGCUUAUCCAGUGGGAGUUGAGGCUAGGAGAGACGAGCGUCGUGUAAGAAGGCAGCGUCGAGCAACAUCACCGGAGAAAGAAGUCGGUGUAAACAGAGUUAUUCGCGUAGUAUCAGCUGGGGAUUUAAACAUGGAUACAUCAGAAGAGAACGCCGCGCCUAGAAUCGUUCCUACUCCUGGACUCGUUUGUAUGACUACCCCUGGUUUUGCUGCAACGCUUGGAGCUCUUCUUGCGACUCUACUUUGCUCUUGUGCUGUUUCAGCGAUAUUAUUCUUAAAGUUGCGCCCCAUGACCACAUUAAAGAAAAAAACCGCUGCUAUCACGACGAUAGCACGGCCCCACCAUCCACCCACCGCUCAUAUAAUUUCAAAAAGUCGGUUCUAUUCGUAACAUCAUCGAAAUAACUGAAUUUGUACAUAUUAGUGUGAUGAGACUGAAGUAUAUAGAUCAUGCCAAUUUAUUUAUUUGUGUGUUAUGCCAGUGCUCAAUCGAAAUUAAUUACUGAUAAUAUGUUAAAAAUGUUCAAUGUGUAUUAUAUUAAAAUAUACAUAUUAUUAUCUGAUUGUGAAUGAAUUUUAAAGCUUCAGUUGGUUUCCUAAUUUUUUUCUAGAUUUUGUAUACGGUUCAAUAUUUUUAUGGACAUUUAAAACGAGCCUUAUAAACUUCCAAAUCAUUAAGAUAUUAAUGAAAUAAUGACGGUUAAUUGUGUAUACAAAUUAAGUAAGUAUUAAAAUGUCUGAUAAGUACAAUCUUCUGUUACCUCUCUUCGAAUAUGUGUUUACAUUUGAAUCAGGGGCAACGGAAAAUGUUUAUGUAUAUGGUAUAUCAACAUUUAGGUGAACCGCUAGACUAUAAUUUAAAAUAACUUGUCAUUAGUGUUAAUAUUAUUUAUUUUAGUUAAGUUGUCGUAUAUAGUCGUUAACUACCUUAUUUAUUUUAUAUCACCUGAGUACCUCUUCAUCUGUUUUUAAUAUUAUUCGUUUUGUUUUCUUCGUUUUCAAUACAAAUUCUAUCUACUGUUAUAUGAAUUGAUUUGUCCUCAGUAUGAUUUAAGUUUGUUAUACAUUGCAUUGUUAGCAAUUGUAGAAAUAUAGAAAAUAUUAUACACCUACAAUAAAGAAUGUCGACGAUUCUGUAAUAAAGAAAAUAAUUUGGAAAAAUAAAUGCAACAAAAGCAACAAUAUGACGUUUAAUUUUACCUUUAAACUAAUUUUCAAUUUCGACUAGAUUAUAUUGCUCUCCA
Molecule: messenger RNA, 2980 nt
Organism: Diatraea saccharalis (sugarcane borer)
Lineage: Eukaryota; Metazoa; Arthropoda; Insecta; Lepidoptera; Crambidae
Source: the annotation of a GenBank genome assembly